UGUUAUGGCCGCCAACCUCAGGUGGAUAUGGAGAACAUGCCCCAUUUAUUCUCGAGUUGACAAUGUUUUAAACGUUAUUGAUGUCUGGAGAUCGAGUAGUUUGUUUUUACAGGCAUCCAUCUGUCCGUAAGGAUGCGUUUGGAGUCGGUAUUCAUCCUGCUACUUGGAUUGGUGGGUCUCGUUCAAGGCGAACCACACCUCAUAUUUGCAAAUCGUAAGGAUGUCCAGUUGGUAGAAGUACAGAAUGGUCGUGGAAACACAACAAUCCUUGUUGACGGCUUAGAGGAUGCGGCUGCUUUGGACUUCUACUUUGCAGAGAAUUCGGUCUUUUGGACAGAUGUGAGUCUCGAACUGAUCAAGCGGACAUGGAUUGAUGGGACUCGAACCAGCGUGAAUGUCAUCUCUUCGGGGCUUGUGUCUCCUGACGGGCUGGCAUGCGAUUGGCUGAGUCGGAAACUAUACUGGGCAGACUCUGAAACCAAGCGAAUUGAAGUUAGUAAUCUAGAUGGGGGGCACCGAAAGGUUCUACAUUGGCAAGAUUUGGACCAGCCCAGGGCCAUAGCACUGGACCCACUACAUGGAUACAUGUACUGGACAGACUGGGGUGAAACUCCAAAGAUAGAGAGAGCGGGUAUGGAUGGCAACCAAUCAAGCAGAGCUGUGAUAAUAAGUGAAGACAUUUUCUGGCCUAACGGGCUAACACUAGAUUAUGAUGAGUCAAAAAUAUACUGGGCGGAUGCCAAGCUGAGUUUUAUACAUAGUUGUGAUUUUGACGGUCAACAUAGACGAGUGGUGAUUAAGGAUGAACUUCCUCAUCCAUUUGCAUUGACUUUGUUGGGUCCAACCCUUUUCUGGACCGACUGGGAAACACGAUCAAUACACUCUUGUGACAAACUUACAGGUGAUAAUCGCAAGGAAAUAUUGCACGAAGUUUAUUCUCCGAUGGAUAUACAUGUUUACAGUGCUAGAAGACAGCCUAAAGGUAUACAUGACCUUCUGUGCUCUAUAGACAAUGGGGGUUGUUCACAUCUUUGUCUCAUCUCGCCUCAUCCUCCAUACUAUGCCUGCGCCUGUCCGACUGGUGUCCAACUUAAGGGUGACAAUAAAACCUGCGCUAACGGUGCCCAGCAGGUGAUAUUACUAGCGAGACGGACUGACCUGCGUGAGAUAUCCUUAGAUACCCCUGACUAUACUGAUGUGGUUCUUCCACUGGACAACAUCCGUCAUGCCAUUGCUAUUGACUACGAUCCUGUAGAUGGCCACGUGUACUGGACUGAUGAUGAGGUUAAAGAGAUCCAGAGGUCCUCCCUGGAUGGAAGUGACCAAGAGACAAUUGUUAGUACAGAAGUGAACCAUCCAGAUGGUGUUGCCAUUGACUGGAUUGCCAGAAACUUAUACUGGACAGACACAGGAACGGAUCGGAUAGAGGUAACUCGCCUCAAUGGCACCUCACGCCGUGUUCUCAUCUCGGAGGACCUAGACGAACCACGAGCAAUAUGUCUGGAUCCAAUCACUGGACAUAUGUAUUGGACUGACUGGGGAACUGUUCCUAAAAUAGAACGUGCAAACUUGGAUGGAAGUAGUCGUGUUCUGUUGAUCAACACAUCCCUGGGCUGGCCUAAUGGGAUCUCCAUCGACUACGCAGAGCAGAAGAUGUACUGGGGUGACGCGAAAGAAGACAAGAUAGAACUGGCAAACCUUGAUGGCACCGGGCGACGUGUUCUUGUCUCACAGCAACUACCACAUAUCUUUGGCUUUAGCCUACUAGGUGAUUACAUCUACUGGACAGACUGGCAGCGAAGAUCUAUUGAACGUGUAAACAAGAAAACUGGACAGAAUCGGGAAGUGAUAGUCGACCAGCUACCAGAUAUUAUGGGAUUAAAGGCCAUCAAUGUUCAAAAAAUGGAAGGUACCAACCCCUGUGCUGAAAACAAUGGAGGAUGCAGCCAUUUGUGUUUGAUGACAGCUGACCAAGGUCCUGUAUGUGCCUGUCCUAUGGGGCUGGAACUGGUCAGUAAUGGUAAAACAUGUAUUGUACCGGAGGCAUUCCUUCUAUUCACGCGCAGGCGCGACAUUAAACGAAUGUCCCUGGAAACCAGUCACAGGAUCAUGCCUGUCCCCAUCCGUGGUGUCAAGGAUGCAUUGGCUAUCGACUUUGACUUCAACGACAGCAGGAUUUACUGGACUGACGCCAAACUCAAGACUAUCAGCAGAGCCUUUCUGAAUGGUAGCGCCUUGGAGACCAUCAUCGAGUAUGGGUUGAUGUAUCCAGAGGGAAUGUCUGUGGACUGGGUCGCUCAUAACAUUUACUGGGUAGACUCGGGCACGCGUAGGAUAGAGGUCGCUCGAACAGACGGAACAGCACGAAGGGUGCUUAUUUGGAGGGAGAUCCACCAACCGCAUGCUCUGGCAGUAGAUCCUGCCAACGGUAUGAUUUACUGGACUGACUGGGUAGAGCCUCACAGACUGGAGAGGGCUGCACUGGAUGGUUCACAGAGGACUACCCUUAACAGCAACUUUGGCAAAGUCAAUGGCCUCACCAUUGACUAUGAAGUCAAGCGCUUGUACUGGGCAGACCUUGAUUCUAGGUCUAUCGAGUCUGCAGACAUGGACGGCACUAACCAGGUGACCAUUGUGAAUGACCAUGUCCCUCAGCCAAUGGGCCUUACACUCUACCUGGACUUUGUCUUCUGGGCAGACUACCAGCAGAAGACUAUUGAAAGGGCCAACAAGUCAUCUGGAACCAACCGUACCACUAUACACUACAAUAUGGAAAAUGUCGUGGAUCUGCUUGUAUUCCAUGCUUCCAGACAGUCAGGAACAAACAGUUGCAAGAACAAUGGAGGAUGUUCCCAUUUGUGUCUAGUAAGGCCAGGCACUGAGGCAGGGGAGAUAACUUAUCAGUGUGCUUGUCCAACUCACUUCGCACUCAACACCGAUCAAAAGACCUGUAUUGCUCCGGAGUCAUUCCUGUUGUUCAGCCAAAAGAAUGUGAUUAGUCGCCUUGUGAUCAGUGAUAGUGACCUUGACCCUGACUCACCUGAUGUUGUCCUGCCUAUUCCUGGCCUGAAGAACGUCCGUGGCCUGGCAUAUGAUCCCAUUGAUCGCUACAUUUAUUGGAUUGAGGGUCGACAAUGGUCAAUCAAAAAAGCAAAAGACAAUGGCACACAGGCUAUUGUUGUGGUGUCCAAUCCGCAGGCAAUGUACCGUCCGUUUGACAUUGCUAUAGAUCCAUACUCUCAAACCAUAUUUUGGACAUGUUCCAUCACCAACAAGAUCAACAUUACUCGUUUUGAUGGUGUGUCCAUUGGUGUCGUCAUUGCUAGCGACGAGAAACAUAACAUCAAGCCACGCUACAUUGUUCUCAAUCCACAAAAAGGGUACAUGUACUGGACAAAUCUAGUUGGGCAGCCUUCAAUAGAACGAUCAGCUUUAGAUGGCACUGAACGUGUAUCGUUGUUUCACACUAACCUGGGAAAGCCAGGUCCACUUGCCAUCGAUGUUGAAGGAGGCCGCUUGUACUGGGCUGACUCCAGCCUCAACAGGAUUGAAAGCUCAGACUUAGAUGGAGGUGAUAGGAAUGUGUUAGUUGAUGAAAAGAUACAAAAUUUAAAAGGCAUGGCUGUUUUUGGAAACUUCUUGUAUUGGAUUGACAAAGAGCAACGCGCUAUUAUCCGAGCAAACAAGUUAGAUGGUAAAAAUCGUACUUAUAUUCAAGGUCGUUUGGAAAGUCUGAGUGACCUUGCAGUAGCUCAGUACCUACAACUUGUGGACCUAGAUCAGCAUCCGUGUGCAGUUAACAACCACAAGUGUACUCACAUAUGUGUCGCCCAGGGAGAUAACACAGCGCGAUGUUCAUGUCCCAUCGACUUGGUACUGAAGGCGGACGGUCACACAUGUGCUGAUCCGCCAACUUGUUCGCCACAGCAGUUUACAUGCAAAAGUGGAGACAUUAACUGUAUCCCUGGUGUUUGGCGUUGUGAUGGGCAGGGAGAGUGUGGCGACGAUUCAGACGAGGAGGAUUGUCCAGUGUGUGACCCAUCACAGAUCAAAUGUGGUGAUGGCAAGUGUAUUGAUAACAACAUGGUGUGUGAUGGAGAGAAGCAGUGUGAUGAUGGCCUGGACGAGGAGAAUUGCUGUGAUCCUGAAGAUCCUCACUGUAAGGAUGAUGAUACGGAUGAUGAUUCCGAGUGUCUCCACAAUUCUCAGAUGGAGCCUUGUGAGCGUACCGCCACAAACAAACCUGCCACUCCACCCGACGCUCACAUCACAGUGAUUAUUAUAGUUGGCAUUUUCUCCCUUGUCCUCAUAGUUGGAGUUGUAUUUGCGUGCCGCAGAAAGUCGCAGGGGAUGAAUAAUUAUUAUGAUAGAGACAUGAUCAUGCUCACCAAACCUCUUAAUGCACAAAUAGACCAAACUCCCCCCAAUACAUUACCUAAGAGGACUAACAAGAAUGGUGCUUUGCCGUCAUCUGUGUCUGGGAGUACGGCUCAGUACGACAGAAAUCAUGUGACUGGAGCUUCCUCCAGUAGUUCUACAGUGACUCACUAUCCUAAAGAGACGCUGAAUCCCCCACCUAGUCCAGUGACAGACCGCUCCGUGUGUUUCGGGGAGUUUAAUGGCUACUCCUCCAAUAGUCCUUCAACAGUGCGAUCAUAUAAACCUUACAAACUACCGCGGCACAUUCCCCCGCCGCCCACAACCCCAUGUAGUACUGACGUUUGUGAGGAAAGUGAACCUUACCCCCCUAAAAGAUACUUCAAGCUUAGUCGGUCAAUAGAACUAUACAAUGACUACGACCCUUACCCCCCACCUCCCACACCUCGUAGUCAUUAUUUCUCGGACGAUAUGAUGAGUUGUCCCCCCUCGCCAUCGACAGAGAGAAGUUACUUCAACCCGUACCCUCCACCACCCUCACCGGUAGGGAACUCGGAUUGCUAGCCAAAUGUGUGAGAGUGGGACUUGGGUGUGUUUACAAAAUGAGAGUGAGCUUGGAAGGAAAAAUAAGUGCUAAUAUUUAUGUAUGAAUGGAUUGAUGUUAGAAAUAAUGUGAAGGUGAGAAUGUGCUAAUUUCUUUUUCAAAUUUAUAUAUAAUAUAUAAUUAUUAUGUAUUUGUAUAUGAGAUAAAUUGUACUUAGCAAUAUAUGGUAUCUCAGCAUUAAUCAACAGUGUCGUUUGUAACCACAUGGUCUGUGUGUGUGAAUAGGCUGUGUUGUCAGGUGGUCAGUCAUGAUUUUGACCUCCCAUCUUCUUUUACCCAUUGUGGUUGUUGAAUUGUACUAUAAAUGGCAAAAACCUUUGUUUAUUUGUUUCUUUGUGUGUAAUGUGAGCUAAUUUUCUCCCUUGAACCUCAUCUAUAAUCAUUAUGAAGGUCAACUCAAUGACUGACCAUCUGCACAAUAUUAUGGCAAAUUUGAUGUUGAACCUGCCAUCAUUUGAUGAUAAGCUUCGUUAUUUCUCAUGCAUGUAUUCAUCCAGUCAUUUGCAACAUUAAAGUAGAACAAUUUAUUUGUGAUGGUUAGUGAUCAAAUCAUACCAAUGGCAGGUUGAACUUUAAAAUUGUGAAAGUGUGUGUGUUAAUAUCCAUCUUUUGAUUGGAUAAUCAAUGUGUUAGUUGCUAGGCAGUGAAGCGUCCCCGCGGUCACCGGACAAGUGCUCAAUAGGACUUUUUAUAGGAUGUUAAUGUAUAACUGGCUGGGACUGCUUUGCUGCUUACCACAAGUUUGUUUCUGUCUUGCAAAUUUUCUUUUCACAUAGCAUUAUGCCAAAGUGAUUUUUUUAAAACAUUGAAUUUUGUGUUCAUUUGAAUGACUUAUUAUAUUGAGAAUUAUUACCUAGGUUUGUAACAAUUUGUUAUCUGAAACUUGUGCUAUUUCCACUAAAUUGAAGGUCAACAAGGUCACGGUUGAUGAAGAUGGCCCUUCCCUAUGAAUGCGGUGAACACUUCCAUUUGUGUCCUGUAAAUUUUUGUGUUAAACAUAGACAAUAAUGAUGAUACAAUUUUAAGCAUAAUUUACAUAUUACUUCUCUUAAUCUUUUAACGUCUACAUACAAAAACAUGCAGUCAAAUUGUUUGGAUCAAUAAUUUGUAAUCGCAAAUGUGUUUAAUCUCCAAUAUUUAAGUUUCCCAGAUCUGCAACAAAUAUUAGUCAGAGAGUGUACACAAGAGAAUUAGUAUUCGAAGUAGAAGACCUCAAUGAUUGAUAAGAAAGUGCAGGAAAUGUGGUAAAAUAUAUAGUGAACUUCCCAAAACCGAUCCUUCUCAAAACCAUUCAUUUCUUGAUACCAAACAAAAUAGCGACACAUAGUGUUACUGAAAUGAUCCUUCUUUGUUAUAGUUAUAAAAUAUUUCCCAAAACUGAUCUCUCUGAACAUUGAAUACCAAACCGAUUUUGAGUCCUGAAUUGAUUAAAUAUACCCAGAAUUACUUAUUUAACUGGCUUUACCUGAAUGUGGCAGGUGCUCCAACUGACCAUGAGAUCAACACCUGCUUCAUAUAUACAAAAUGUCACCCAAUCAACAUUAUUUAAGGAUCCUGACAAAAUGGAUAACUUCCUCGCUCAACUGGCCAAAUGUUCAUAUACUGUUCACGAUUGGUUUAGAGAAGGAUUUCAAAAUUACCUGCAACAAAUUGAAUCAACAAGAUAUGUAGAUUUUUGGUGACCUUAUCAUUUGGCUGGUUAAAAAAAAAUACAGUCUUACAAAAUGUAAAAUUUAAUGCAAAGAUAGAAAUCAGGAUGGUAGAACAAUAUUGUGGAAGUAGCAUAAGUGAGGAUGAGUUUGAUUUAUUUUUGAGUGACCUUGCGACACAAGGUUGUGUUGAUUUAUUUUUGAGUGACCUUGCGACACAAGGUUGUGUUCAGAAUGCUUGCUAUGUUGGACUUCUACCUCUGUUUAAUAGUGUUAGGCAUUAUAUACAUACAGAAAGCAAGCAGCUUUUGAACAUGACUUUUUAUGGUGAAUAAUUAUACUUAAUGGCAUUUGGUGUACCCUUCCACCCCAACAAACCAUAUUGCAGACUGGUCAAGUAAGAUUUCUUUUUUCCAAAUCACUCUGUAUGUGUUCUGUAAAAUGAUAAUUAUCCUUGUUAUUGCUAUUUCUUGAGAAUUACUGGAAGGAAGUUGGUCCCUAGUUGUGUCCAUUCAACUUUUUGAUCGGGAAGACAGGCAACAUUAUUGGAUUUUGACUGUUUAAGUUUGUUUUAUCAGUAUUUUUCAGAAAGUUUUAUAUCUUAAUUUGAUUUCACAUGAAUAUUUUCCUUGUUAUCAAAUUAUUAAGGGGGAACAGGAACAGAUAAAAGAAUGGAAAGUAUAGGAAGAUCAGUCUUAUAGAACCAAUCAAGGUCGUUGAAUGGUGAUCAUGAUUGCCAAGAUCCCUGUGGGAUAUCUCAUCUGAAGAUUUAUGUAUAUCUAAUAGAAUUGAAGCCUUUAAUAAAUCAAUAUUUAGAGUUAAGUAUAUUGAGGGGGAAACAAGCACUGCUUUUAUAUUUUAGCUAAUUUAGUCUUCCAUUUUUGACAGCACAUUUUGUAGAAAAGAAAUAGAUCUAAACCUUGUCACAUGUAAAAUUACUAGCACCUAUGUAAGUUGUUCCAUGUAGUUCAUUGCCAAAGAUAUACAGUGAAAUGUAAGGGUAGUUAGUGUUAGAUAAAACUAAAACUAGAUUUUCUCAAAGUUGACAUGUUCUUUACACUGUAUUGUGUAAAACGUUUUGUGUCACUGCUAGACAUCCAAGUUAAUUUGGAUUUUGACAGAAUUUGCCUCAUUGUUUGUUUCUGUUGUAUCUUGAUUGGAUAAACACAUACUCAGUGCCCUAAAACUGUUCAUUUAAACAGAAUUUGUGUAAAGUUUAAACAAUCCUUAUUCUUAUAAUUCAAAAUAUAUAUAAAACUUUUUAACAAAGUGAAGACAAGUUCAAUCAGUUUUUUCCUUUGUUUACUUAUGAUGGUUUAUGCCAUGGGCGUUAACCAUCAUGUGGUGUCUAUAAACUUUUCAUAAAUAUUUGCUGAUUUGCUAAUUUUGCCACAAUCACUGAAAUAUCCCGGUGAGCAAUACAGGUCCAAUGGGCCUCUUGUAAUUGAAAGCAAGGCUUGUUCAGUGUUUAUAUUAAUAUGAAAGCAAGUUUUGCUUACCUAUUGAUAUUUACCUAAAAGGAAGCUUCGCUCAUUUGUUUAUCUGAAGAAAUAUUGAUUAACCCGAUAUUAUGUGAUCAGUCUAAUGUGGUUUGAUGGGGGAGUUGUAAGAAUAGGAAGGGAAGCUAUUGUUUAAAAAGUAUGAAAUCCUUAUGCGAAUGUUGUGUAUGAUUUGCAGGUGAGAUGAAUCUUACCUGUUUAUAAAUUGAAUUGUUAAAGUGUACAGUGGCCAGAUAGAAUUUGUGUAUUUUUUUGUAAUCCUGUAGAGAAAUGAGUUGUCGUAUAUAUAUUUAUGUUGAUGUACAGAAAACGAUUUUUGUAGUAACCACGGAAAUAGAAUGUGGGUGAUACUGGUGUCAGUAGGUUUAAGAAAUAUUUUUCACGAAUAUUCAGCAUUAGAGAUUCUCUUGGACUGGACAAUUUCCUUAUCCAUUGCACAAAUUUUUUUUAUAAGAAGUAAGCAUCAAUGAUGAAGAAUUCUUUCAAAACAAUUUUAACAUUGUUUUUUUUUUUUAUUACUUUUUAACUCACCUGGGCCAAAGGGGGCAGGUCAGCUUAUAUUAUGGCGCAGCGUCUGUCUGUCAACUUCUUCAAAAAAUCUCAACCAGUCAUGAAUGACUUUUGACCAAACUUAGAAGCAUUCUGGGGCAAAUGGUAACUUAUAACCAAUUUUGUAUAAAGGCUCCGUCCCCUGGUGCCUCAGGGGGAGGGCCCAAAGGGGAAAUUUAGCCAUUCUUUAAAAUCCUUGGGUGAAGGGAACCAGUUUUGUAUAAAUUGCGUGUCUGGCCUCCAAGGGGCCUGAGGGAAAAUAUAACAAAUCCUUCUUCUGUUGAAAUGAUUGGAUUUGGUCCGUAUUUGGUCUGAAGAAUAUUAGGGUGAAGGGGAAUUAACCGAUAUGUAUAAACAAUGGUCACCAUGGGGUGGAGGGGUGGGACCCAAAAGGAAUAUUAGUGAAAAAUCCUUUGGAGUACAAUUUAAUUGUUUUGAAUCUUUGUUAAAGGAAAGUGUUGACUGCAGUGCAUGGUACUGAGUGGCAGAUCCUAAACUGGGAAAAGUAUUUCAUAUAUAGCUUAGUGUUUAAUAAACACAAUCACCGAAAACCAGGUGAGCAAUGCAGGUCCCAUGGACCUCUUGUUACAAAAAGAUUGGUUAUAAUUAUUUCUUGACAAAGCUGAUAUUCCUUUUAAUAAUUACUUGGCCUACAGGCAAAAUAAAAAGCUUGUAUGUAGAUUUGAGAGUACUUAUGUAUAUAUUGUACAUCCUCCAUACUUACGAUGUAUGUAGAAAAUGUUAUAGAGCUGCUGCUGAAAAGUGUAAAUAUAUGUACAUUGUCUACAGCAUCAGAUCAUACAAAACCAUGAGAUUGGGGUAUAUGUCACAAUGUCCUGCUCUAUACUGCUAUUGCUUUGUUAAAUUAGAACAAUUUCUGGAUAUUUGUUUUUAGUUCACCUGACCUGAAGGACUUGCAAUUGGGAGCGUAUGGCAUGGCGCCUGACGUCUGUCUGUCUGUCAACUUUAAAUAUAUAUCGCAACUAGUCAUGACUCAGAUAUUUUAUCACAUUUGUUCUGGAGUGUUGGGGGGGAUAAAAUAAAUUAUGGCAAAUUCUCUGAUAUCUUUCAUCUCAUCAUGUUGCAUUUUGACAUAAUCUUUAUAUUAUGCAGGUGAGCGAUACAGGUCCUCUCAGCCACUUGUUAUUUUAAUAUCCUUAUUUUAUUUAGUGUAGCUGCCAUCCAAAAAUACACUUGAGCGGUGCUGUUUUUAUUGUAGAUUUACUUUUUGUUUGUUACCACAAUAUCAGCCAAACAAUUGUUUUUUGUUAACGUAUCCCAUUCUAAAACAUUGAAGAUAAAACAAGUGAAAAAAUUGUGAUAAUUAAUCAUACUCAAAUGUCCACAGUCCAUAGUACUAAGAUAAGACUCUCUACAAGAUAUAUUUACAGUAACAUAGUGUAUAAUUUUACAGAUGAAAUCAGUGCUUAGAUAUACUGGUACAUCUGAAUAGAUAUCGCUAAACAGGAUGUCAUAGCGAUGUACAGAGGAGAGACACUUCAGUGAUGAUUGCUGUAAAAAGAUUCGAACAAUAUUUUCAUGUCUGUAGUUCAUGAUGUGUUAUUCACUUGUCUGGCAACGAGAAGUAGAACUUUUUGUCUAUUAUUCAUAUUUUUAUUUUCAAUGGAAGUUUUAGAAACUUCUUAAAAUCAGUGCUCUUUUUAGACGUAUACGUAGUUGUUUUAAAUUUCAAUCUUUCAUGCAUGAAAAAGAUUUUAAUUCGAGAGAGGAAAUUGAAUUUAUUCAGAAUUUUAUUAUUUUAGUUAUUGCAUGCUGAUUUUUAAACGAAAUCUUUAAAAAGAUGGUUGUGUAUACACAACACCAGAUUGUGAUAUCAGAAACAAGUGCUGAUCCAUUUAUUGUUUACAUAGAGUUGUGACAAAAGUGACCCUGUAAGAAAUACAAAAUGAUUUAUUUUACAAUAUUGAAUCAUAAGCAUUGUUCAAUUUUGGGGAGGUAAUUCACAAGAAUUUUAAAAGGAAAUAAUUUCAUAAAAUUUUGUCUGCAAUGCAAAUGUUUAUAUUUUUGAGAAAUUCACAUACAUUUGUAUUCGCAGUGUAACGUGACCAGUGUUUCAAAAUUUGAAAAAUAUUUAACAAAAGAAAUUUUGUGCAGGCUAGUAUUUUGCCAGAUAUAUGUCUAUAGCAUUAUUCAGGUUAUAAAGAGACUAUGUCCCAAAAUAUGUAUUGAUAUAACACAACAGUUGUAGUGUAUAUCAAGGGUGACGUGGGACAUGGCCAAAACAGUGCUAAAAUUAACGGGUAUAUCAAUGUAAAUACAUUUUUGUUGAAAUCAUUCAUUUGUUGGGUUUGCUCACCAAGAAAAGGGACAGGUUGCAUACAUAUAUAUUUAUUUGCCUUUAAUGUGAUUUAUAUAUUUGUGGUAUUCCACAAUAGAUUGUUUCUAUAAAUGUACUAUGAUGAUGUGUGGUUUCUCACACACAUGCGUUGGUACAUUUGGUAGAAGUAUUUGGUAUAUAGAUAACAUUGAAGUCUGGUUACUCUCCAACAAAUAUAGUCCUUUGUUGUCACAAUAUCACAGUUAAUUUGUUGUUUUGUGUACUAAGUACAUGUCAAAAGAUAAAAUCAAAAUUAGUUGCAACAUUGUUCUUGUUCCCUAUACAAGGCCAGUACAGAUACAUGUAACCCCUCCCUGCUGUUGUUAUUAGUUCUCCUCACUCCCUCCAGUAAGUGGAAGUUGUAUUAGUUCUCCUCACUCCCUCCAGUAAGUGGAAGUUGUAUUAGUUCUCCUCACUCCCUCCAGUAAGUGGAAGUUGUAUUAGUUGUCCUCACUCCCUAAAGUGCAGGAUGUGUUAGUUGGCUUCCCUCCAUCCAAAGGCUUUGUAGCCAUUGGUAGCAUGCAAUGCUUAUUUUCUGUGCCUUAUUUGUGCUAUAUAAACCCCCUUCAUUGUCCAAUAUGAAAGUACAGGUAUUCUUAUGGCUAUUAUAGGAUAAGAGCCAUUAUGUAUAAUGAUAAAUUGAAAUAAUAAAAUCAAAAAUACUAAAAUA
Messenger RNA from Pecten maximus, 11686 nucleotides. RefSeq names its product low-density lipoprotein receptor-related protein 6-like. Lineage: Eukaryota; Metazoa; Mollusca; Bivalvia; Pectinida; Pectinidae. Gene Ontology annotation, molecular function: protein binding. The record is from RefSeq and is a predicted model, not a curated record. The transcript is spliced from 16 exons. The coding region runs from base 133 to 4941 and encodes 1602 amino acids.